Messenger RNA from Papilio machaon (common yellow swallowtail), 544 nucleotides. RefSeq names its product bolA-like protein 3. Bases 145 to 480 code for a protein of 111 amino acids. The transcript has 3 exons. NCBI's taxonomy places the organism in Eukaryota, Metazoa, Arthropoda, Insecta, Lepidoptera, Papilionidae. The record is from RefSeq and is a predicted model, not a curated record.
GUUAUGAUAGUUGCAUAAAUAAAAAAUUAAAAUUAAGUGAUAAGAUUUUAGGAAUCACUUGUAAAGACUUCAGUUUAAAAUUUGUUUGUUGUUUAAUAUGUUGCCGAUUUUCUGUCCAAUUAAUGUUUAAAAACAGAACACAAAAUGUUGCGGACUUUCUUAAAAACGUUGCGACCUCUUAUUAGUACUAAAAUAAGAGCUGUGGGAGGAGUGGGCGGAGUGGGCGACGGGGCCGCCGUGGGCAAGGAGCAGCAGCUGGCGGCGGCGCUGCGGCGCGCUCUGCCCGGCAUCACCUACCUCAGCGUCGAGGACAUCUCCGGCGGCUGCGGCGCCAUGUUUGAAGUAAGUGUGGAAGCCAAAGAAUUUGCGGGACUGUCUCGCGUGAAGCAGCAUCGCUUAGUGACAGAGUCCCUAAAGGAUGAAAUAGCAGAAAUGCACGGGAUACGCAUUCACACCACGCCGCCUACAUCUUCUGAAUAAAAUACAAUAAAGCUAUAGCUACCUAAUAUUAGUCAUUGUUUUAAAUAAAAUGUUGUUAAAAUAG